Limanda limanda (common dab) is the source of this 864-nucleotide messenger RNA. RefSeq names its product oligodendrocyte transcription factor 3 (gene olig3). Gene Ontology annotation, molecular function: protein dimerization activity. The record is from RefSeq and is a predicted model, not a curated record. Lineage: Eukaryota; Metazoa; Chordata; Actinopteri; Pleuronectiformes; Pleuronectidae. The transcript has a single exon. Bases 1 to 864 code for a protein of 287 amino acids.
AUGCAUUCGGACUCCAGUCCCAGCAGCAGAGCCUCUUCCCCGGACAUGGACCGCAUGUUCCUGCGAGAACUCCACCCACUGCACCACCUGCACCACCACCACGUCGGCUCCUCAGUGUCCUCCUCCACGCAGAAGAUCUCCGAGCACCUGCGCUCCUCAGACCCCAACUCCGUGUCCGUGGAGAGCAGCAGCAGCUCCAGCAGCAGCAGCAGUUCCAGCAGCAGCAGCAACAAGUACAAGUUGAAGAAGCCGGCCAGCGAGGAGGAGAUGUUCGAGCUGCGGCUGAAGAUCAACGGCCGGGAGCGCAAGCGCAUGCACGACCUGAACCUGGCCAUGGACGGCCUGCGAGAGGUCAUGCCCUACGCGCACGGGCCCUCGGUGCGGAAGCUGUCCAAGAUCGCCACGCUGCUCCUCGCCAGGAACUACAUCCUGAUGCUCAACAGCUCCCUGGACGAGAUGAAGCGGCUGGUGGGAGAGAUCUACGGCGGGCAGCACUCGGCCUUCCACUGCGGCGGGGGGCCCGGGGGUCACUCCGGGGGUCCGGCCGCCGCUGCUGCCGCUGCCGCCGCCGCUGCUGCCGCUGCCCACCACGUGCACCCGCUCCUCGGGGGCGCGCUGUCCUCCUCCGGGUCCUCCUCCCUGUCCUCCGGGCUCCCGGGACUCACGUCCAUCCGGGCUCCGCACGCCCUGAUGAAGGGGGGCCCGGCUGCGCCCCCGGCCCUGCAGCUGGGCCCCGGCUUCCAGCACUGGGCCGGGCUGCCGUGUCCCUGCACCAUCUGCCAGGUGCCCCCCCCAACACACAUCCCCAUCACCUCCACCGGCCUCACGAGACUCACGGGGGAGGGGAAGGACGGGAUGAAGUGA